This is a messenger RNA of Spirodela intermedia, 2652 nucleotides long. The record is from the annotation of a GenBank genome assembly. Lineage: Eukaryota; Viridiplantae; Streptophyta; Magnoliopsida; Alismatales; Araceae.
AUGUCCAAGAUAAGCCGCUACCACAUCUCCAGGGCCAAUGGCUUGAAGGAUGGUCGGGAUGCCAACCGACUCCUCUUCAAUUCAGUGUUGUCGUCGGCAGCGGCAGCAUCUUCAUCCUCUCUACCCCUUGUGUGCGCUGUCCACUGCCGCAUCUUGAAGUCUGGCUCUCUGGAUGUUGUGUUCGCCACGGCGAUGGUCGACGCGUUCGGAAGAUGCUCCGAGCUUAGAACUGCGCGCAAGCUGUUUGACGAAAUGACACAUAGAGACAUUCCUGCCUGGAAUGCAAUGCUGUCUGGGUAUAAUCGUAAUGGAGAUCUGCAGCAGGCGUUGGCUCUGGUCCGGUUGAUGUUCCUGUCAGCCGUGCGCCCGAAUUCGGUAACGUGCUCCAUCCUUCUUCAGCUGUGCUCGAACCAUGGCGAUAAGUCCCUGGGAAGGUGCGUCCACGGCUACUUAUGGCGGCAUCCCGGUAUUGGAGAUAAUUUCUUGUAUAAUUCUCUUCUAGUGUACUACCAUAAUCUUGGUCAUGUUCACAUUGCGGAGAGUCUAUUCGAGGAGAUGGAAAGAAGAAAUAUCGUGACCUGGAAUGCAAUGAUGGCCGGAUAUAUAAUGAAUAAUCGCCCCAAGCAAGCUUUGGAAAUGUUUCACCACCUGAGACAAGAAGGACUGCGACUGGGUCUGGUUACCCUUGAGACAGCACUACACGCGUGUGCUCGUGUGGGAGAGGAGGCCAUGGUUGACGGACAGUUGAUCCAUACUCUUUUCGUUAGGAUGGGGAUUCCCGCGGAUGUCUACACUGAGAACUCACUCCUUCUCAUGUACUGUCAAUGUGGUUCACUGCACCUUGCGCAGCAUCUCUUUAAUAUGAUGGCGUCGAGAAAUAUUGUCUCUUGGAACAUCCUCAUGAAUGGAUAUGUCCGGAAGCCGCUUCCCGAGAGAGCUGUGACUCUAUUCAGAUCUGCCCUUUCCAUCCUGCCCAGGUUAAGCUCGGAUUUGAUGGUUGGUGCACUGCGAGCCGUCAAACAAUUGCACCCAUGCCCUGAAUUUGUUAUGUGUUACCAUGGUCUGGUCGUAGUCUUGGGUUUUACUUCAGAUGAGUUUGUCGCUAGUUCCCUUAUCUCUGCUUAUGGUGAGCACAUGGACGUUGCUAAUGCUAGAAGAUGUUUUGAUUAUGUUUUUCCCGGAAAUGGUACUACCGUGCUAUGGAAUACGCUGCUCUCGGUUUACUUGCACAGUGGAUAUCUGUUGGAGGCAGUGGAGAUACUUCCUUUAAUGCGAAAUGAGUGUGCUAUGGCAGAUGCUGUCACCCUCGUCAUUGCACUCUCUAUUUGUGCCCAGCUGCAGGACAUAAAGCUCGGCAAAGCUGUCCACGGAUAUGCAGUUCGAAACAAUUUUGAAGGGAAUAGUUUCGUCAUUUCAUCGUUGUUGGAGUUCUACAGUCGGUGUCUGUUAAUGAGCAAGGCAUGGUGGCUGUUUCUGAGGAUACCUUUGAGGACUACAACGGCUUGGAACACGAUGAUCUUUGGAUGUUCCCAGAAUGGAUCCCCAAGGGCGUCUUUGUUACUGUUCCAUAUGAUGCAGCAGCUAGAGGAUGUUAAAGUUGAUGCAACCACUGUAGUGGGAGUUGUUGAGGCCAUUGGACAGAGAGGAUAUGAGAGAGAAGGUGACUACAUCCACAGAUAUGCGAUUGAAAAGGGUUUUUUAAGUAAUGAGUUUGUGGCUAAUUCCCUGAUAUCGAUGUAUUGGCAAUUCGGCGAUCUUGGCAAGGCAAAUGAGGUGUUCAAUGGUGGGAGUGGACACAGCAGGGCAACAUGGAAUGCAAUGAUCGCCAAGUACUCAGAUCAUGGUUUUUCAGAAACAGCAGUAUCUGUUUUUCAUUUGAUGAAAGUCAACAACAUGCGCCCUGAUGAGAUUAACCUACUCUCUGUUCUCCUUGCAUGUGCUAAGUUGGCUUCCUUGCGCUGUGCCAUGUGGGUCCAUACAAACAUUAUGAAGGUUGGCUGUGAUUGCGAUGUCUUUGUCUCGACGUCAUUGUCAGACACAUAUGCAAAAUGUGGGGAGUUGCCUGUGGCCAGGCUAAUUUUUGAUGAUAUGAAACUUAGAACGACAGCUUCAUGGAAUUCCAUGAUUCGGGCCUAUGGAAUGCAUGGAGAUGUGGAGGAGGCGGGGAAGCUUUUUCACAAAAUGUUGUCUUGUGGUAUAGAACCUGAUUUCAUUACUUUUCUCGUUCUAAUCUCUUCUUGUGACCAUGCGGGAGAGGUAGAUAAAGGCCUGGGUUAUCACAACCUCAUGACCAAUGUUUACUCUUUGUCCCCAAAAAUGGAGCACUACUCAUGCAUCGUGGACCUCCUUGGACGCAAAGGAAUGAUCAAUGAGGCUUUUGAGUUUCUUCAGAAGAUUCCGCUUAUCCCUGGUACGUGUGCUUGGGGAUCCCUUCUAAUGGCUUGUCGUGCGGAGGGGAAGAUAGACAUUGCGCUGGCGGCUGCUAAAAGAUUGUUCAAGCUGGAUCCCUUCAGCUUUGGCUAUCAUACAUUACUGUGCAGCAUUUUAUCAGAGUCAGGUAGGAGGGUGGAUGCCUUUGAAAUUAAAAAUAAGCUCAGCCUUAUACCUCAGAAGAAUAGGAAUAUGCAAGGCUUGAGCAUAGUUGAGGUAUGA